Messenger RNA from Brugia malayi, 2271 nucleotides. RefSeq lists its product as uncharacterized. Bases 1 to 2271 code for a protein of 756 amino acids. Gene Ontology annotation, biological process: intracellular protein transport. The transcript is spliced from 13 exons. NCBI's taxonomy places the organism in Eukaryota, Metazoa, Nematoda, Chromadorea, Rhabditida, Onchocercidae. The record is from RefSeq and is a predicted model, not a curated record. Gene Ontology annotation, molecular function: protein binding.
AUGGCAAAUGAUGACGAGGAGCAGAUGGCUGUGCAAGAUGAAAAUGAACAAGGAGUGGCAGGUUUAGCGCAACGAGCUGCCCAAAUGUUACACAAUUUACCUUUUUUGAAUUUCCCAGCAGUUGAACAGAAUGAAAAUCCAAAUGAUUUGGAUCAUCUCGACAGGGAUUUUCAUGCAUUGGUACAUAAUGCAAAUGCUCUGUUAGCUGAACAACUUGCGGUGUUGGGAGAUAUUCAUAGAGAAGUGAAUCGAGCAAAUGAUCGACCAAUAAUGGGUGCUGGAAUGGAGCGUGUUGCUGUGGGACUCAUUGAUGAGCUGCGUAAUAUGAUUGAACAUUUGAUAAGACAACGCGAUGAAAUGCGACAGUUGGUUAUGCAGCGAGGCUUAUUUGAUCCAAUUUUCGGUCAAUGGGAUGAAUUGCUGGAAAUCUGGGGAAUGAGGAGUUUUAAUCGAGAAAGCGGGAAAGUAAACAAUCCAGGAUCGCUAGAAAACGCGGUCGUGAAUUACAUCUCGAGUAAAAUAAACGGAAUGCCAGCAGAAGCAUAUUCUCUGCCAUUACCAUUGCUGUUUGAGAUCCACGUAGGUUUAUAUAAGAAAAACAAAUUUCUUAUAUUGAGCAAAGAAUGGAGUAGCAUCGACACAUUUCAAAGAAUUCUAAAUUGGAAAAUGAGGAGAAUGACAGUUCAUGAGCUUUUCAAUGGAUUAAUGAAUAAAGGUUAUUUAAUUGAACGAAUUUUAUUCGAAGACUUGAAGCGACGAAUUUUGGAUCGUACAAGAACGAAAGAUAUAGAAUUGUACGAAUGUACACUCAUAUUAGGCACUUUUCUUUUGGAUCACGGAUCGCUUAGUCUUCCCGGUGAGAUCUUUAUAUAUUGUCAAAAAAUUCUGAAUUGGUUAUCAGUCGACCACCAUUUGCGUCAACGUAAAUUAUUUGAACUAAAUUACUGGCUACUGAAAUAUUACAUGAAUAACUGUUCAUUCGUCGAAGCAGUACAUAUUAGUUCAUUUACUGAUACAUUAAUUGAUAAGCUAGAAAGCAAUGGUGAUAUUGGAACACUCAAUUUCGUUCAAAUUCAAACGCAAUGCGCUUUGUUAUGGUACGUACUUGGCCAUUACAAGAAGUCCAUGGAGUUUUGCUUAAAAGCACUAAAAGCUGCGCAUGACAAAGGAACGCAUAUUUCCGGACAAGUGGAGCUUUUAUGUGUUACUGCAAAGAUUCUCAUUUUCAAAGGAUGUUUUAAGUUAGCACUGAGAGCUGUUCGGUUCGCACUAGUAAUUGUUUUGAGUCAUCCAGAGCUUGAGCGAUUGUUGUGUUCUGUGUUAUGUGACUAUGGAGAUUGUUUGCUCAAUUCGGAUCAUGUUGAGAUAGCUGUACAGGUUUAUACUGUGAUGGCAAAAAUGGUUCAAAAACAUUUUGGGACAGAUUCUCUCCGUGAUGGACAAGCAAUGUAUGAAUAUGCUCGUGCUGCAUACCGGCUUCUCUAUGAUAAUUAUUCUGGAUAUCGUAGCAAUAGCGACAAAUACAUUCAACUACGUUUUCGUUGUGAAAAGUAUGCCAGUAAAGCACUGGAAAUUUAUCGGGCAAAGCUGGAUAAAGAACAUUAUCAGCUAUUAAAUGCUGAAGAGCUGCAAGCGCUAGUUUCGAUAAAGAGUACGUUACGAAAUGAUACCACUCAAGAACAAUUGCUAAAUGAAGCGAUGGAAACACAUAUGCGAGCCCUGAACAAGUAUCUCAAUUUUAAAGGCGAGAAUGCGAAUUGUGCGAGGAUUUAUGAUUAUCUUGGCUCUAUAUUUCGUCAAUUGCAAAAAACUGAUGUUUCUGAAGAAAUGUUUGAAAAAGCUUUGGCUAUAAAAAAAGUUGUCUACGGCGCGUAUGAUCAUGAAACAGCUCUCACUAUGACUUCCUUGGCUUAUCUUUAUCUGAAGGAUGCGAAUCGACCUCGGGAAGCUUUGGUUCUUUUCAAAAAAUGCCUUGAAAUUGAGCUGAAUAUAUUUGGUGAGGAAUAUUCUGGACUUGGCAUUAUUUAUGAUGGAAUGAUGUUAGCCUAUGAAGAAAUUGAUGAUUUGGCAGAAGCACGAAUUUAUCGUGAACGGCUGUACAUAUGGAAAACUAAGAUGAGCAUCCUUGAUGAAACACCAUCUGAUAAUCCCUUUGGGGGAUCGUUAUGCAUCAACGAAACAUUUCAGGAUUUUACCCUUGAAUGCUUUGAAAAUCUCACUUCCAGUGAAACGAAACAUUCAUCAGAUGUAGAGGUGAAAAAAGAAUGUUAA